Molecule: messenger RNA, 1601 nt
Organism: Chlamydomonas reinhardtii
Lineage: Eukaryota; Viridiplantae; Chlorophyta; Chlorophyceae; Chlamydomonadales; Chlamydomonadaceae
Exons: 6
Coding region: 344-922 (192 amino acids)
Source: RefSeq, a predicted model, not a curated record
GUAAGUAAGGCAUCUACACGUACACCAAACUUCUACAGAACACGCCUUUCUCUGAGUCUAGCAAGAACUCGUUUGGGCCACAUACCCACCACCCAUCGACACAUAGUUGCUUUUGAAGCUGGUAUAAAUGCUUUGUAAGCACACGCGCGUGAAGCCAGCAAAGAGCAGCGAUGCGCGACAGCCGCUUGCACAAUCCGCACCUCGCACUCGCCGAGGGCGAGCGUGGUCGGUCCGCCCCCAAGCGAACCUGUUCAACUCGCUGUUUGGGAGCAAGCAAAAGGAGGAGAGCCCAGCGGCUGCGGCCCCGGCGGUCAGUCGUGAGGAGCGGUCAACGGCCGACAAGAUGAUGCUGCCCAACAGCAAUGAGGCCGACCCCAUAUUCCCGCCCUACACCGUCGUCUCCAAGAACGCGGACUACGCACUAAGGCUGUACGACGUGUUCCCAGUGGUUGAGAUGGACUACGGCCGGCGUGAGGAGGGGUAUGCGUCCCUGGGCUCCUAUUUUGACGGCUCAAACGACGCCGGCGAGAAGUUCGCUUACAGCCAACCCGUGGUUAUGGAGUACCACCCAGAUGGUCGCAAGGUGAUGCAAAUGUAUGUGGGCGCGCGCCGGGGGCAGGAGGCCGCAGCCGCCUCGGGCGCCAAGCCGCCGCCGGUGUCGUCGCUGCCGGCGCCCUCGGAGCCGGGCGUGCGGCUCAAUGUCAGUGGCGGCGAGCUGGUGGCGGUGGCGCAAUUUGACGGCUUCAUCACGCCCACCUCGGCUGAGGCGGUGCGGCGGCGGCUGGCGGCGUGCCUGGCGCGGGACGGGCUGAAGACGGCGGACACGGACGGUGAAGGCGGUCGCUUCCGGUGCUCGCAGUACGGCGCGGUGUACCAGCUGGGGCCGCGUCUCAACGAGCUGCUGCUGCGAGUCAAGCUGUGAAGCAGCGAAGUGCCGUCAUUGCCGUACUGCAAUGCAAUUCAAUUUAUUGGAUGCGUAACCGUUGUAUGGGUCAGGUUACUUGGGUCGGGGAGUACGGGAGCGGGGCUCCAGUGUCGAUGAGCCGCGAUCGUGUGUGCAGUCCUGUGUGCUUGGACGACCAGUCGAUGCAGGGCACAUGGCGCUCGGGUGCAGGAUGGAAGGAAACGUAUGCUCGGGUGAGAUCCGGCACGGGUGUGGAUGAUGACUUGCGUUGGAGGCAAGCUUCAGUUCGAAAGCGUGACAGGCGUGUGUGUGUAGUAGUAGGACAGACUGCGAAGGACGCACGUAGAUGCCCCAGGGCGUCUUCCGCAGGGUUACGUAUUGGAUGUGGCGAAGAACGACAGCGUUCCGCCCUCAGUGUGUCCGUGAGUUUGGAUCCCGACGUACCGGGCUGGCAAUGACUGCAUCCGACUUCAUGGCACCUGCGUGGGUGUGACACACAACAGAAAGCGGAGAGACACGUGCGCGAGUGCAGGGAGAUUUUCUGUUGAAUGUUAAUAUGCGACACACAGACGGAGUGGCGAACACAUAAACUCAGGAAGUGCUUGCGGCCGGGGUUUGCAGACGGGUGGCGAUGGGUUGCUUGAGCGGCCUUACUUAGCCUGUUCAUGGCUAGUGGCUACUGCGCUGAAUGGAGUAA